AGAAACCUAGCAAUACAACAUGUCCGCCUACAAACAAGCUGGUAUUUCCUUGAACAGAGCAAUUGCAAUUGCUGCUAGAACCUUACGUGCUUCCUUAAAGCCAGAAUUUAAGGUUGCUGCUGAAAGAAGAGGCCACACUGAAGUUAAAGUUAUCAACUUUGAAAAAGGUGUUCAAUCUGAACCAAGACCUUUAGGCAACUAAGCUGCUAGCCGCAUACUGAUAUAUUUUAGAUACGUGUUAAUAUACAUUUUGGGAAUCUAUUAAUAAAUACAAAUC
Molecule: messenger RNA, 277 nt
Organism: Spathaspora passalidarum NRRL Y-27907
Lineage: Eukaryota; Fungi; Ascomycota; Pichiomycetes; Serinales; Debaryomycetaceae
Exons: 1
Coding region: 20-202 (60 amino acids)
Biological process (GO): proton motive force-driven ATP synthesis
Molecular function (GO): proton-transporting ATP synthase activity, rotational mechanism
Source: RefSeq, a predicted model, not a curated record